Stylonychia lemnae is the source of this 7845-nucleotide messenger RNA. The record is from the annotation of a GenBank genome assembly. Lineage: Eukaryota; Ciliophora; Spirotrichea; Sporadotrichida; Oxytrichidae.
AUGAGUGCAGUGCUCAGCAGUCUUAACAUGCCUCUGCAAAUUAACUCCACAAUCCAAAAGCAAACCCAGAACCCACUCAUAAACAUGAAGCAAAAUGCUUUUAAAUAGUAUGACUACCCUGUCUAGCAUACAUAAGCUCAGAGCAUCUUAUUGAAUCUAUUAAGUGGAAGGUAACAUCAUUUGCAAUCUGCAGAAAUCAAUCACUAGUAAAAUAAAAUCAAUUUAAAAGCAAAGUAAAUUCAAGCUGCAGCCAUUCCUUAUAAACCUAAAUCAGCAUAAUCUUAAAUUAAUAGAAAAUUUAAUAAGAACUUCUCCAAAAAACAAAAGCCAAAUAGCAAUCAUAAUGUAGCCUCUCCAUAGUAAAUUAACUACUUUUCAGGACAUAGCUAAAGCUCUUCUCAUCUUAGAACUAAACUUGAUAACUUGACUCAAAAUCAAGAAAGCAAUAUAUUUAAUUAUCCCAAUAACAAUAUCCAAUAUUAGACAGACAAAGUGCAUUUGAAUCAAGAAAGUUAUACUGAUGAAUUUAUGUUAUAAACUUAAAAAUCCUAGAAGAGAAUUGGAAGUGGUUAGCCAAUCAGCAGCUAGCACUAGCAAUAACUAUCUCAGACAAAUAACUUUAAAAGAAGGCCUAUGUCUUCUUAAUUAUCUAAGCCUGAAGAUUAGUAAGUUUCUAGAAGAGAUGAAUUUUCAAAUGAAAGAGAAGAAGAAUUAAAAUAAAAAACUUAGUCUAAGUAUAAAAGACACAAAGAAUAGUCCAAGCUCAGACAAAAGAGCAAAAGCAGUCAAGCAAAAAAUCUUUAGAGAUCUCAGAACCAUCCAUUCAAUACUUUGUCGCCAGGUGAAAUAUAUUCAAAGUAAGUAGUGCUGAGUAAAAGAUCUAUUGAUUCACCAUUUCAAAACAACAAGCAGCUAUCUACUAUAAAGAAUACCCAAGAGUCCCUAGAUAAUGAUUUUACUUAAACGAUAACACAAAAUUUUGAACUUUAAAGUAUGUUCUCACCUAAGAUUCACACUAAGGACAUCAAUUAAUUAACCUAGUCGCAGAGAUUCAUCUCAACCUAAAGUUCUAAUAAGUUUCAUAAGAAGCAAUCGCUUCAAAGUAACAUUCAGGCUUUCUAGCCAAGAGAUUUCUUCAAAUCCCCUAAUGAAGACAAAGAAAAUAUUCAUUACAAUAGUAAUUAAAAGUCUAAGCAAAAGAGCAGUAACCUUAAAACUAAGCCAAAAAUUUUGCCAGCUUAAAUAUCUACAGAUUAAUUAUUUACUGGGGAUAUCAUAUAAAAAUUAAAACAAGAGGUAAAAAAGCAAGUUAAAAAGAGACUUGAAAAGGAAAUGAAUGAAUAGAAAGACAAGUAGUAGAAACAUUUGGCAAGUGUAAUGCCAUUUGAUAUGAGAUAAAAAAUAAGGCAAAAGAAGCUAAAUACCAUUUAAUAAUCAGCUUAAUAGUAACAAACAAUCAAUCUUAAAUAGAGUCUUGAUCUCCAAAAUGAAGUCUAAAAAUAGAGAUAGGAAUAUGAGGAUUAGAAAUUUCAAAGGUUGGCAUUGAAAAAAAGAAGAGAGGAUGAGCGAAAAGAAAAUCAAAUGUGCUUUGAGAUUCUUAAGAAAUCAAUGAGCAACUCUCCAUUGCGGAAAAAGCUAAAUAUGCCUUAAAGCCAGCCAAAUCUAUAGAAUAUAAUAAGAAUUGAAAGUGUUGAUGAAAGAGAUAGUAGAGCUAACCACGAUAUUUUAAAUUUCGACCCAGAAUUAGAUAACUUGGAUUAAAUAAUGAAGCACAAGAGAAAGCAAUCCAAGGGUAUAAUUGAUUCUAAGACAUUAAAUUAAGUUUAAGCCAACAAAACUUAGUAGUUAUCAAAUUAAUUGCAACUAGUAAAUAAAUAGAAAAAAGGAAGUAAUAGCUUAUCUCCGCCAAAGAAAGGAAGCACUAGUAAUUCACCUUACAUUAGUCCAAGCAAAAAGAUCAAGAUAAAUGGAUAGCAUUAUGAAUAUUUCCCAUUCUAGAAAAAUAAUUAUUAACUUAAAACUGAAAGCACUGACUAAGCAGCUAGUGAAAAUAGGCAUCAAUCUAUUGAGAAUUAUUUAAAAGAGCAAAAAUCAAAGAGACUGAAGGAGUAGAAAUAAAAGGAUAAGUAAGAGUCUAAGAAGCUUAUUAAACUAAAAUCUUAAUUAACAAAUUUGCAGCAUGAUUAUUUUAAAGGAUUGUAAGAGUACAAGGAAAAGUAGAGAGUUAUUAACAACGAGAAAAAUCCUUUGGAAAAAAAGAGAGGGACAUCAAAGAAGAGAAAGAAGUCAAAGAGAGCAUCAAGCAAGAAGCCAUAGUUAAACAUAGCUGAGUUAAUAUAAUUGCAAAAACAGCAGGCUUUAAUGUCACCAUAAAGAUAAAAGAUCGAGUAUAAUCUGAAUAUGCAAAGAAAUAGCAUGCCUGUGUUAACUAAAUCACCAUAAAUCAAUGUCUAAUUUAGACAGUCAUUUUAGUCUCCAGAGUAAUAUUAAAUGCUAAGGUCAUAUGAAGGUCCAGUAUUCCAGAAUGAUGCAAGAAGCUAAAACAGUUACAGUCCUUCUUAGCACACCACAGAUUAUUAGUUAACUUAAACUGCUAAAGACUUAAGAAUUAGAGACAGAGAAUCAUUGAUAUCUCAGUUUACAAUGAACACAUUAAAUACAAAUACUGGUCAAAACACAUACUCCUAGUAAGAUCUGCAUCAGUUCAAUUAGCUUGAAAACUAGUUUACUGCAAUUUAAUAUUAGAACUAAGUUCCUUUAUCUAUGAGAGUGGCAUUACAAAAGCCCAACUUAUUAAAUAAUAACUCUUAAAAGUAGCUCUAAGAUGUCAAAUCACUUAAAUCUGUUUAGAAUUCUCUGCGCUAAAAUUAAAUUGGUAACAAACCUUUAUUGGAUCUGAAAUCAGACUAGGCAGUGAAGAUGUUUUCUGAGUUUGCUAGAAUUAGAAAGGAGCUGGAAAAGUAAGUCAAAGACAAGAAAGGAGAAACUCAAAACAUUAAUUUGCUAGAAGCUGUUGUUGGCCUGCCCAUGAAAAAGAAGAAAAGUAGUUCUAAGAAGAGACCUAAGACAUCUAAUUUACCGUUAAAAGUAGGCUAGAUGCCGUUUCUUAAAUAGCAAUAUAAUCAGUAGAGGAAGUAGUCAAAUGCUACUGAAUACCCACCAUUACAAUAGAAUCUGCAGUAGCAGAUCCAGAAUGAUAAUAACUUGCAAUACUAAGAAAAUAAUUAGCUUUUGAUGAACUACCAAAUAAUGCAAGAGUAAAGAAUACAAUAAUCAAAGCACUAGAUAAUUGAGAAAAUCUAGUAAGUCCAAGAAAAAAUUCAAAAUAAUUUUAAAUAAAGACAAAAUAAUAACAGUUAAAGCCAGCCUUCUUCCAACCAAGUCUCAUCUUACUAGACAAACACUCAGCAAAUAAGUAACAAUAUCAGCAAUCCAAAGUCAUCUCAACAGACAAUAAUGCUUAGUGGAAACAAUAGCAAUGUCAUUCAAGAAGAAGAGUCUAAAGAUAUUGAAAUCACCUCAUAUGCCAGUCCAUAAACUCAAAGGAAAAUAGACACUGAGCAGUCGUAGUCUGACAUGAAUAGAAUACCUUAAAUCCUCAGUAUGGGCGAGGACGUUUCUCAAAUUAUUAGAAAAACUGAGGACGAUGACUAGAAUACUAUGCCUAUCAAUGAAGACAACAGCAUUAAGAAUAACAAUAACAACACCACCAUGUUAUUGAAAAAGAUGUAUUCUAUUGAAGAUAGAGUGAGAGAAGUAUCUAAUGACAAGCUCAAUGAAGCUGCCACUUAUAUUUAGAAGUGCUACAGAGGAUUCAUUUUUAGAAAAAUUAUGAAGGAAAAACUUAGGAUUGACAGAGAAUUUAGAAUGCUUAGAUAGAAAUAUGAAGUUAAGAGCAAUCCAACUUCUAACUAAACAUUGUCAAGCCUUGCAUUCAGUCAAAGCAAGGGCCUGUAAUAGUCAAACUAAUUCAAAUUCGGGACUUAAAAAACUAAACCUUGGAGCCCAUUUUAUGAUUAACUUUAUGAUAACAGCAACUAACUCUCCAAUUUCGCACUUAUAAAAUUACAAUAGUAAUAAUAGUAGUAAAAGCUUAUAUUGGAGUAAUAACAUUAGCAAUAAAUUUUAUAGUAAUAACAGCAGCAUGAAAUAUUCAAAUCUCAAAGCCAGGAAUCACUUGAAUCAUAUAUGUAGACAUUUUAAAACAAUCAAAACCAAAGCGAACAGUUUUAUAAGUUUGAUGACCUUGGUAAUGGAGGAAUGGCAUCAGUAUUCAAAAGUCCAUCUAUUGAGGAAUAAAGUGAGCCAAAAGAUAGCCAAAUAUAGAAUCAAAUGAAGGCAGUAUUUGAUUAUUAACCAACCAAGUUAUAAUUCUAAGAUAGCCAAAUAAAUGUUAACCUGAUGAAAGAAAGUGAAUUAACUACAAUACCUGUUAUUGUGAGAGAGCUUAAGGAAUCUAAGCCUUUAUUCAACAAUUUUAUAAGAGAGGAGCCUCGAGAAAAUGAGAGAUAGUCAGAUAGAAGCUUUAUGAAUGAUGAUAACUCAUAGAGGUCACUAAUGCCUAUUCAAGAAGAAUCGCCUUUCAUUAGUAAAAAUACGGAUGAAAAUAUUGUAGUAUACAAUAACUAGAUAAAGUAAAACAAAAUAAAUUUCUAUGGAGAUAAGCAAUCUAGUAUUAUUCAAGAGAAUGAGGAUUCACUAAUGAAGCAGCAUGCAGAUUAUCUAGACUCACCUUUAAAGCUUAAUGAUCUUUCUCUUAAUAAAAUAUCAACUAAUAACUCUCCUAGGAUAAAGAUGAAUUUGAAGAGAAUGAUCCCUCCAAGGCCAUAAACUAAAGUCGAGGAGGCUAAUGCAAAAAGAGAUGCCAUCCAAAUGAGGGAAAGAGGGAACUCAUCAGUCGAAGAUAGGUCAUAAUCAUCAUAAUCUUAGAUAUAUAACAAAAAGUAAUAACAAUUAGACAUAAGUUCCCUGAUCAACUAUGGUGAAGAGGAGAAGAUGUCUAAGAAUAGAAGCAAUACUAGGUCUUCUAAAAUGAAAUAAAAAGAUAACUCUAUUAGUAACAAAGUAACUCUUGGUGAAGAUGAUAUGAGGAUUAAGCAAACUACUAAAGAUUUACUUCAGAAGAUCCCGUCAUCUUUAAGCAAUAAUUUUGGAUCAGUCAUAACGAUGGAUGAAAGAAGUCCUGCUAUAAACAUUGACGACUUAUCACCAUCAAACUAGCAUUAAACUUACAUAUCGGGAAGCUAGAAAUAAAGAAAAGAUGAUUCAGUGAGCAUUAAUAAUACUUCAAUUUUUGAGAAGAAUUCAUUCUAAAUAUUCCAAAGAGACAAGCAAGUAAAUGUUUUCAAGGUAGAAAAUGAAAUUGAGCAAAUGAUCAAAGAUCUCAAUAAAGCCUUAAAGCAAAAAGUCAAGAUAAAGAAAUAGGAACUCAAAGAUGGAGAACUGUCGGUAAGAACAUAUAACAAAAAGAAAGGGGAACUUGAGAAAUGGGUUGAAAAGGAAAAAAGAGAAAUAAAUCUCACUAAAAAGCACUUCAAAUAAGGUUGUAUGGGAUUUAUGAGACUUUCAAGUCUGAUGGAGAAUUUUUCAAAGGAACAGGAUAGAAUGAAAGAUGCAGUUAGCUCCAUUAGAAAGAAAGGCAACUCAGGCAUUCUAUAGUAAAACAACUCUAUGAAUAUAACCAAUGUGAAUCAAAACUCGGCUGUAAGAAGAUCGCACUCAUUUGACAGCGAGAUGCAGAAAUAGUAUGAUGAAGUUUAGUAAAAUCUUUUUGGGGAUAACAGUAAUAAAGAGCCAAGUGAUGGAUACAAUACUGUGAGUGGUAGAAGACUUUCAAGUGGACUUGCCUCAUCUUUUGCUACAGCAAAUGUCAAUCAGCCAAAAAAUGAAAUACCAUAAAAUUAAUCUUAGAAUAAUAACAAGGAUGAUAUUUAACCACUAUACUAGAUUGAUGAAGAACAUAGUAAGCUAAAGCUUUUUGAUUACAACACCAAAUAUGAUAUUGAUUCAUAAAAUAAUGCUCCUAAGAAUGAAGAUGAUUCCUAAGAUGAAAUUUAGCUGCUUGAAAUUAAUUCCAACAAACUCUCUGAUUUAGCUUUAUCACAUAAGAACAGCUCACCUAUUUUUGACAUCCUUAACAAAAAGAAUUCUUAGAAUGAAAAUGUUAAUGAUUUCUCUGGAUUGGAAGAUUUAUCCCCUGCCAAAGGACAACUUAAUAUAAAUGCAUUAGAAGCUUAAGCUCAAAACAAUGAUAACUUAGCUUCCUAAAUUUCUUAGCAAAAGCUAAGUUUCCCUUUAUCAGGAAAUUCAAUGGGAGAAUCAAGCAACAAUCAGUAUUAGUUAAGUGAUACUCCACUUUAUCAGUAAAAUGAUGAUGGAAAACUUUCCUUUCCUGCAUAAAUAAAAUCCAUUGAGGACAUUGAGAAAUAAGAACAAAUCAAGGUUGAUCUUUUGGUGGAGGAAAUCUUAGAAAAUGUGCUACUUCGGGAUAUUAGGGAAAGAUUAUUUCCAAGAAGAGCUUUAAGUAAACUCUUUGCUUAGCAAAAACCAGCGUCUCUCCAACAAUAAGUCGAAGUAAGAAGAAUAGAUUUAUAAGUAAACAAAGACAAGGACCAAAGAAAAAGUCCAAAGGGGUCAGAGUAAACUAGUUAAGCCACAAUUCUAGGAAUAUCUCCAGAUUUGUAGGAUCAAAUAAAGGUUCUUGAUAAUAUAUUGGAGGAAUUGGAUAAUUCUCAGAAUCAAAUUAGCCAGUAGCCAAAAAUAUAAAUAAUUGAGGAUGGGGAUAGAUCAGCGAGUUCCAGAAACUCACCUGAGGCUGUUAAUGAUAUAAACGAUCCCAAAAUAUUAGACUACUUUCCAAUGCCAAGUGAUCUAGAAAAAUCUCCAAUAAUAGAUGAAAAAGAAAUUUUAGAACCUCAUGAAAGUCCAUCUAAAAAGGGAAUUGAAACAGGGAUCAAACAAGUUAAUGUUUAUAUGUAGGAGAUAUUUGAUAGACUAAAAGUAGACAAAACUGCAUUAUCAAGUGUCUUAGAAAACAUUAGUUAGCCUCUUUAUAAAGAUCCACUAAUGAUUCUCGCUCACUUAUAGAAUUCGAUACCAGAACUUCCUGCUUUGAAUUCGGAAAAUGAAGACUCUGAAAAUCCUUAACAACCUUUUGAAUCAGCGAUUCCCUUCUAGUAGUCAGUGCUAUCAGUAGAUCUCUACCUCGACAUUGAAAAAGACAGAAGAGGAGGAUUAUCCAUAUCCCAAAUGAAAGACUCAUUCCAUGGAGAUGAUUCAAACUCUUAAAGUUUCGUAAAUGAAAUGGAAAACAUUCAUAACAAGGCAAUAUUUGAUGCAGUAAAUGAAGCGAUGGAUGGGUUUAGACCAUAUGGUCUAAGAGGACCACCUCUGCCUUGGAGUAAGAACAGCAAGACUCUGACUUUCAAGUUUGGAAAGGAGGAGACUUUUGACUAUUUAUUGCAAAAAGUUAAGUUUAGAGUGCUAGACUGGGCACACAUUUCAGCCGGCACAAUGCCUAAAAUCUUUAAGGCUAAGCAAAUCUCCCAAAGGGAUAGAGAUCAUUUAGAACUAAUGAGAGAGGAAAGACUAGCUAGAAUCCUGAUAUAGGAGGCAGAGGAGAAUGAACCACUCUGGACUGACUACGAGUAUGAAGAGACUCAAACUAAGAUUGAUGUUGCUGAUCUUAUACUUGAGCAGAUGAUAGAAGAGCUAGUCAGCAUCAUGAAAAAUAACCAAAAAGAUAAGGAAGAUGAUGGCUAGAUAAUAGAUUUUAAUCUGAUGAUUGAAGAGUCAGAGUAAAAUAAGGAAAGUGUAGUAGAGGGAUAUCAAGUAAAAGAUUUAUGA